AUGGGUUCAAUAAAUUCUAAGCGCGCAAGGAGUGGCUCGUUGCGGAGGUUCAGUGUUCCUCCGCGACGGGAGUCCGGCAGCGAGGCGAGGACGAUGGACGCCGCCAUCCGGAGGCCUUCGCUGGCCGCCCUCGCAGACAGGGGUACCUGGGGCUCGCCCUGGGAGUUCCUCUUGUCCUGUGUUGGACUAUCUGUCGGCAUCGGCAACGUCUGGAGGUUCCCCUACCUAGCCUACCAGAAUGGAGGAGGUAAGCUCAAUAACAUCAUACAGAAAUAUUUAAGCUAA
Messenger RNA from Nezara viridula (southern green stink bug), 285 nucleotides. The record is from the annotation of a GenBank genome assembly. NCBI's taxonomy places the organism in Eukaryota, Metazoa, Arthropoda, Insecta, Hemiptera, Pentatomidae.